Messenger RNA from Penicillium bovifimosum, 1209 nucleotides. RefSeq names its product ribonuclease III. The record is from RefSeq and is a predicted model, not a curated record. Bases 1 to 1209 code for a protein of 402 amino acids. NCBI's taxonomy places the organism in Eukaryota, Fungi, Ascomycota, Eurotiomycetes, Eurotiales, Aspergillaceae. Gene Ontology annotation, biological process: rRNA processing; primary miRNA processing; regulation of gene expression. Gene Ontology annotation, molecular function: ribonuclease III activity; double-stranded RNA binding. Gene Ontology annotation, cellular component: nucleus. The transcript has a single exon.
AUGCCUCAAGGCAGGAAUAUUUUCGAUUCAAGUGCCAGGAGGCAGGUGACAGAUCCCAAAAGACCAGCAUCCGUCUUAGAGUCGGCUGCCGCGCAAAACUCCGAAAAACGGCCAAAGGUGGGUAUUCUGUUCUUGUCAGACAGUUGCUGUUGCGCUUGGUUGAUCGAAUUGCUGACACAUAUUCGCGAGAAGAUUCGGCACCUACGUGAUUCACCUGAUGCUGGGUCAUCUAUCGGCACUAGUCGCAGUGUGGUCAAGCCUAGCAACGACUUUCGCCUUUCUCUCCUACAACGCCUUGUCCGGGAGAUCUCAACCAAUAGCGCCCUCGCUGGUGCCGACCCCGAGAUUAAGGAGGCAGUUCUGAGGUUAAAUGGCACAUUUUGUAAGCCAAAGGACUUGCCGCCUUCAAGCGGUCCCUCUCCGGGUGGUGAUGUCCCAAAAUCACACGACUCAGAACGCACGUCAAAUGAGCCCAGUGGACCGCCCAGCCCUGUGCUACCCCCAAUCCUGGAUGAUAAGCUAGAACUUGCUGUUUUCACCCAUCCGGCACUUGGCAACAAUAACAGCAUGACCUACGACCGACUUGAGAUUCUAGGCGAUGCAUACAUUGAACUGAUUGCAACCAAACUCGUCUGGGAGAGAUUUCCAGACUUACCAGCAGGCCGAAUAUCACAGAUUCGAGAACUUCUUGUCAAGAAUGAGACACUAUCAGGCUUUGCAGAAAGCUUUGGCUUUGAUCGUAAGGUUUUGGUGCCGGCAAACUACAACACCCCAUCCAAGCGAUGGACCAAAAUAAAGGGCGAUGUUUUCGAAGCGUAUGUCGCUGCAGUCAUACUAUCCGAUCCUGUUUGUGGCUAUGAAAUAGCCCGGAAUUGGCUGACGGGGCUGUGGAUGCCGUUGCUUAGAGACCUGGGGCACCAAAAGGCGGAGUUACGCUGCAAGGAGGCUCUUGCUAAGAAGAUUAUGGGGAAAAACGUGAAGCUAGAAUACAUCGAGGAGCGUCCAUCAGUCCAGCAGAAGGGUGGGACACAGACUUUCUUCGUUGCCUUAUAUCUCACUGGAUGGGGAUGGGUAAAAAGAUAUCUGGGUUCUGGUCAAGGUUUGAGCAAAGCAGCUGCUGGUGACGAGGCAGCUAGAGUGAUUCUGACCAAUACCCCUCUACUUCUCGAGAUUAUGUUGGCAAAGGAAUCAUGGGAAUCUAAACCUUGA